Molecule: messenger RNA, 6740 nt
Organism: Manis pentadactyla (Chinese pangolin)
Lineage: Eukaryota; Metazoa; Chordata; Mammalia; Pholidota; Manidae
Gene: FERRY3
Product: chromosome 14 C12orf4 homolog
Exons: 12
Coding region: 123-1610 (495 amino acids)
Biological process (GO): regulation of mast cell degranulation
Cellular component (GO): cytoplasm
Source: RefSeq, a predicted model, not a curated record
AAACAGGGUGGUAAGUCAGCUGACUUUCGCUGUUCCCCCGGCUCCUGCGCAGCUUGGUGUGUGCGGACCGUGAAGGACUUCGAAACGAGGGGAGUAGUUCUGUAGAAAUCCUGCCCAAGAAGAUGAAGAAAAACAGAGAAAGAUACUGCAACAGAGAGAGGGAAUUUGUAUAUAAAUUCAAAGUGGGAAGUCAAUGCUUAGAACUGAGGGUGCCCCUCAAAUUUCCUGUUCAAGAGAAUGCCAGUCAUUUACAUGGACGUCUGAUGCUGCUACACAGUUUACCAUGCUUUAUAGAAGAAGACUUAAAAGAAGCUCUGAGUCAGUUUAUAGAAGAAGAAUCCCUCAGAGAUUAUGAUAGAGAUGCUGAAGCAUCUCUGGAAGCUGUGAAAUCAGGUGAAGUGGAUUUACAUCGGCUGGCAAGUUCAUGGGCCAAAGCUUAUGCCGAGACCACCUUAGAGCAUGCAAGGCCUGAAGAGCCCAGCUGGGAUGAAGAUUUUGCAGAUGUGUACCAUGACCUGAUCCAUUCUCCCGCCUCUGAAACUCUCCUAAAUUUGGAACAUAAUUACUUUGUUAGUAUCUCAGAACUGAUUGGUGAAAGAGAUGUGGAGCUGAAAAAACUGAGAGAGAGACAAGGUAUUGAAAUGGAAAAAGUGAUGCAGGAACUGGGAAAAUCACUGACAGAUCAAGAUGUGAAUUCACUGGCUGCUCAGCAUUUUGAAUCCCAACAAGAUUUAGAAAAUAAAUGGUCAAAUGAAUUAAAACAAUCAACUGCCAUCCAAAAGCAAGAGUAUCAGGAGUGGGUAAUAAAACUUCAUCAAGACCUAAAAAACCCGAACAACAGCUCCCUCAGUGAGGAAAUUAAAGUUCAACCAAGUCAGUUCAGAGAAUCUGUAGAAGCAAAUGGAAGAAUUUAUGAGGAACAGAGAAAGUUAGAAGAAAGCUUUACCAUUCACCUAGGGGCCCAGUUGAAGACCAUGCAUAAUUUGAGACUGCUGAGAGCAGAUAUGCUGGACUUCUGUAAGCACAAAAGAAAUCAUCGAAGUGGUGUGAAACUCCACCGACUCCAGACGGCACUAUCACUUUAUUCCACAUCUCUCUGUGGCCUGGUUUUAUUAGUUGAUAAUCGAAUCAAUUCAUAUAGUGGUAUUAAAAGAGAUUUUGCCACAGUUUGCCAAGAAUGCACUGACUUCCACUUUCCACGAAUUGAAGAGCAACUGGAAGUUGUCCAGCAGGUGGUACUUUAUGCAAGAACCCAACGCAGGAGUAAGUUGAAAGAAUCACAUGAUUUCGGAAACCAAAACGGAGGAAGUGAUGACAAGACUAAAAAUGCUGAUAGAAACUAUUUAAAUAUUUUACCUGGAGAAUUUUACAUCACACGGCAUUCUAAUCUCUCAGAAAUACAUGUUGCUUUCCAUCUUUGUGUGGAUGACAAUGUGAAGUCAGGAAACAUCACUGCUCGUGAUCCUGCCAUUAUGGGGCUCCGAAAUAUACUCAAGGUUUGCUGUACCCAUGACAUCACAACAAUAAGCCUUCCUCUCUUGCUGGUGCAUGAUAUGUCAGAGGUCAAGAAGUUUAUUCUCCAAACUCAGACAAGUCUACACAGAAUAUAGACGUAAUAUUUGUUUAGCUCUGAUGCAGAGAUCCCAAGCAUUUUCAGGUGUUGUUUUCUUCCGGUUACAAACAGAAUUUCUAGACACUCAGUUACCACAUUUUAGUAUGUUCAAGGUGUAAUGAUGAUAAUGUCUGAAACAGCCUGUAUCCUAUGGUAGAUAAAAAGAGCUGAAGAAAGACUGAUAUUACCAGUUUUAUCUCUAUAGUCUUUAUGAUCUGAAGAUACUGUCAUAUUGGGGUCAUCUAACCUGAUGGAUAUAGAAUAAACCUGCAAGUCAAGAAUCCUGAGUUCUUGACUUCCUUUUAUUUUUACUAUUAACUUGAUGAAUAAUUUGGGUCUAAGGGGGUUUAGUUAUUGUAAUUGUUGUGGCUGAUGAGGAUGUUAAAUUUUGUUUUUAAAUUAUUUUAGAAUAUAAUACACAUGUAAAAAGCAUACAUAUCAUAAUUAUGUAGCUCAAAUUUUUGGAACCUGAGCACCCAUGUAACCAGUAGGCAGAACAUAGCAUAGCAUUGCCAACGCCCCAGAAAGCCACCACCUUCACAAUCCCUUCCAGUCACUUAAACCUCACUCCCCUCCACAAGGGUAGCCACGAUUAUCACUCUGAAAAUCAUAGAUUAGUUAGUUGUUUGUUUUUGUAGUUUACGUAAGUGGAAUCAUAUAGAAUAUGCUCCUAUAUCUGGCUUCUUUCACUCAAUAUUGUAUUUGUGAAAUUUAUCCACAUUAUUGCUGUGGUUAUAUAUAGGUCGUGCAUUCUCAUUGUUAGGUAUUACUCCAUUGUGACUAGGCCACAUUUAACCAUUAUACUAUUUAAGGACAUUUGGGUAGUUUUCAGGUUUUGGUAAUGACUAAUGUUGCUGUGAACAUAUUAGCACAUGUAUCUUGACACUUCUGUUGGGUGUCUAGUUAGGGAUGGAAGUGUUAGGUGUUUGGUAUGCAUGCAUAUGUUUAGCUUUGGUAGAUAUAGUUGGAUUAUUUCCCCAAAGUGGUUGCACCUAACCCCUUGUUUUUGAAUGUGAAAAAAAAGAAAGCCAGGCUCUUCCUCACCUUCUGAUAAUAGCUGUGAAACUGAAUAAUACAAGAAUUCAGGUACCUCAGAGGCACAUACCUGAAAGUAAAGAAUAGUCAGUUUCCCACAUGGGUAUAUAAACUAAGAAAAUAAGUCUGAUAUGUAACUUUUAAGACAUAGAGUGAAGACCUAAAAGUAUAUACCAACUAAAUCUUAAUCACCUCUGCAGUGCAAGCUUACCCUAAUCAAAAAUUCAAAUUGCGUGGUUAAAGUAUGGCAUUUACUUUAGAUAGAAGGUGUGGUCUGCAGUUAGACUCAGCUGGACAUUUUCAUCUCAGUUUCACAGGUUUAGAAGUUACUCUCUGUGCAGUGUCCACUGACCAUCUAAAGUAUAGCCAUAGGGCCCAGUUUUCUGCUUCAUGUGCAAAGUCUGAAGUGUUUCACAUGAUCCAUUCAGCUUCUUCAGUGGAUUUCUUUCACAGCAUGUUCUCACUGGCGUGACAGUAAGAUACACUCGCUUUGCCAUUACUUAGAACUCAACAGCCAGUGCCUUUCUGUACUGUGACCUGACCCAUUAUGCUGUAUACCCCAUUCACUGUAUAACAUAUACUGAGAUUUCUUUCCAGAAGAGAGCUCCUUGUGAGACUGCAGGCCACAUCCCAUAUGUUAUGUCUUCUCCUGACUUUAUCAGUUUCUAAGCUACAGUUUACCUUUUCCAGUAACUCAAAGCCAUUCUUUUUAGGAGCUGGUUUUAAUCAGAGAAAAAAUGACAGGGAUGCCUGGGACAGAGUCUCCGUGUAGGCAAAUGGGAGAUUAGAAACAGCUUGGAUGUGUUUGUGCACACAUGUGUGCAACUGUCUAGCAUUUCCUUUCAGAUUCAUAUGCUGCUAAGCAACAAAAAGUAAAUAGAAUAUGAGGGUUUAUGUCAUCUGAAAAUUAAGUUGUCUAUCAUGUCAAAGUUUUCCUGGGAUCCUGGCAUGAAUCGGUGUUCUGGUGUGUUCUCUACAUAGCACCAGUGACACUUUGUCAUGAAUUCACGUCAUUCUGAGGAGUGUGAAGUUCUUAAUUUGUCUCAUAGACACUUUCUGUAGACCAUGCUAUUAACCGCACAUGUACAAAACGCAAGAACACAUGGUAUUAGUGGGUAAAAGGUGAUGAAGUGGGGCACUGAAAGGACUUUAUCAACUUUUCCCAUCUACUUUUGGCCAAACCAUUAGAGCCAUCCCUACUGUAACCUAUGCUUCAGUCUUUUAUUAUUAUUAUUAUCCUGAUUUUAAUACACUGGGGCAAUAUAUAUUCUGUAUGCUGGUGUUCGAGGCUAGCUAUUCAGUGCCUCUGUGCUUACAAUUCACAUUAGUCCUCAAGUGAGUAGCUGUGAGGCUUGACCUUACCAGCCUAAGAUAAUUCAAAGGCUAAUCAUAGAUGUCAAUAAAUUAUAGGUUAUAAGACAAGCUACUGUUAGAUAAUGCUUUUUAUACAUAAAAAUGAGUGCUCUAUUAUAGCAGUGUAAAUAGUAAUAAUUCCUUGAUUCUGAUUAUUUCCAUAGUAUUUUGAAGAAUGUCAUGUUUCAGAGUAAUAUUUUAAGGUGAUACCAAUAUUCAGUUACACUUUAGCAUUUACCCCUACAUGUAAUCAAUCCUUCAAUAAAAUGUGUAACAUGAGUGAAAUGUAAGUAGGCCUUUGAGGAAAUGAAACGCUUGAGGAAAGGAAAGCGAACCAGCAGGAACAACCAAAAGAUAAAAACAGAUGCACAAAGCCGUGAGGCAAUGGGCUUAUGAGACACCGUCUGUAGUAUAGUUGGUUACUGUGUUUAAAGAACUUGAAGACAAGCUUAAAAUGCCUUCAAGUAAAAAAUGCUAUGAAAAAUUAUGUAACAACUACAAAACUGAGUUUUUAGUUGACAAAAUAAAUUUUAAAAGACCUAAAUAAAUGGAGAGAUACACUGUGUUCAUGGGUUGGAAGACUCGAUACCCUUAUCAGUUCUCAUGGCAACUUAUGGGUUUAAAUCCCAAUCAAAAUCCUUACAAGGCAAUUCUGAAGAUGCUGAAGAGCUCACUUUAAAAUGCACAGGACCUGAAACAGCCAAAACAAUUUUGAACAAGAACAAAGUUGAGUGACUUACACCAACUGAUCUUAAGACUUACUGUAAAGCCACGGUAACCAAUACAAUGUGUUACUGGCAAAUAAUAGACUAUGACUCAAAUGAACAGAAUAGAGAAUCCAGAAAUAAGUCCAUGCAUAUGUGGUCAUUUUGAUUUCCAGCAAAGAUGCCAGGGCAAGUCAAUGGGAGGAAGGUAGUGUUUUGAACCAGUGGUGGUGUAAGAACUGGAUAUUCCUAUAGCAAAAAUAACCUUGACUUUUACCUCACAUCAUACAUAAAAAUUAAAAUAGAUCAUAGACCUAAACCAAAAAAGGCUAAUAUGAUAAAACUUCUAGAGGAAAACAAAAGAAAAUCUUGAUGACAUCAGGUUAAGCAAAGAUUUGUUAGGACACAAAAGACAUAAGUCAUAAAAGAAAAAACUUAAUUGUACUUCAUUAACAUUUAAAACCUUUACUAAUCAAAAGAUACUGUUCAGAGAAUGAAAAUGCGAGUCUCAGACAGCCACAAGGCUUUGAGCGAGUCGCUGUAGCUUUCUCGGUGUCUUUUUUGAAUUUAUCAAUGUGGUUUUUGUGAUCAAAUUAUGUAGAUUGUAAAGUUUCAUGUAAACAUAAAACAUUAUUAUUGUAGCUUUCUGAGCUAUCAGCAUUUCCUCUUAGCUGUUGAUUUUUGUUAGUCACUGUGCUCCCUCUGUACAUAAUGUUUUUAACUAGGGAGAAACAAACCGAAAGACAAGAAUUUUUCACACCAUGCAUGUCUAUACCUCACAUAAGGCACUGUGGCUCUUCCCAGUUAAAAGGAAAUGCCCUUCCUUUCUGUGAACUUUGAAGCUGAGAAGUGUUAUAAACAUAAUUUAAAGUUAAACAUCAGAAAAUUCUGGUCAUUUUUAUAAGCUUCCAGUGCGUUGGAGAGUUCUUUACUUCUUAACUCUCUUAGCAACUAGACUCCUCUUAAUUAAUUAUCAAUCUUAAAAUGUCUUGGACAAAAAAGAUGGUUUACUAUCUAAGCCCAUUUCUGGCUAAGGAGAAAAUCAUUUUCUUUUAAAUUUCCAUGGAUUAAAAAUUAUUCACUCAACUUAUAUUUUUGAGCAUCUGUAUGCUCAGUAUUGUAGAAGUCAUUGUAAAAGUAAUAAAGGUGAAUAAAAAGUGGUUCUUGCCCUCAGAGAACACACAAUGAAGGAAAAAAACCUAUAAUCCCACCUCCCUACCUAUUCCUUUACCCCUUAAAUCCCACUCAAAAAUAAAAAAGAGAGUACAAUGUGAUCACGGAGAUAAAAGAAGUACUUUGGGAGCUGAGAGCAUAGAGACAUCAUUUGUAGAUGGGGAAGUAGAGACUGCUGCAUGAAGGAGAUGGCAGUUAAGCUGGACACUGAAGAAUGAAGAUGGGGUUUUGGUAGAUGGAAAUAGCGGGGAGGGUGUUGGUGGGCAGAAGACACGGCUUGAGGAAGAACAGGAGGUGGGGGACAGGCACUGCAGAUCUCGGCAGGCAAAGGUGGGCAGAUACACUUAAGUGAAACCUUCGUUUUUUUAACUUAAAGUCAUGGAAGCUGAGGUAGUUUUGGCCCUAAUGUAAAUAUCCCUAACUAGUAAAAGAAAGUCUUAGAUAUUAUUCAUGAGACAAAAGGAAGCAGUGGUAAGUUAUUAAACAGGAGUGUGUUAUCAGAAAUGGACUUAAGAUAAAUUAGCCAAAUAUGGUGUGAAGGGCCGAUAUUGGAGCCAAGGAAACCGGAGUCCAGCAGUUCCAGGCACGAGGCCACAACGCGCUCAGAGUCAGGUGUGGAGCGAACAGACUACGGUGACGCACCACCCGCUAGGCAGGCAGGCAGGUUCGUGAGACAAGGGAAGUCACCAACGGGAAAUAUGCCAUUAAGGUCAGUUAGAAUGAGACUGAGGAAAUAAUCACUGAAAUGUAACCCAGCAUGUAAGGCAAAAAUCCAUGAGUCUGCGCUGAUGUAAACAUUAUUGAAUAAAUAGGGCAGAAGAAACAAUGCAGACGAAUGCUAAAUAAUUUAUGUAGAUACUUCA